CAUCGAGUGAAUCUAAUCAGUCAUCGUUUGGAUUUACGAGGUAAUUGAGUCGAUUGUUGAGUGAACAUCGAUCAAUCGUAUCAAUGGAAACUCAUUUCUCUGUUUGUUCAUUAAGAGAAAACAAAACAAAAUAAAUUACAAGUGAAUCAUUUUGUUUAUUUGUUCUUUCAUUCUAAUCCCAUGGCUCAUCCAUCUCGUGGGGCUUUGAUUGUGAUCGAGGGAAUUGAUCGAGUUGGCAAAUCUACUCUCUGUCAAUCAUUAAUCGCCCUUUUGACCUCGGAAAAUGCAAGUGUCGAGCUGAUCCGUUUUCCGUCUCGUUCAACUAAUAUCGGCAAAUUCAUCGACAAUCACCUUAAACCAGGAGGCGAUUUGCUCAAUGACCAAACUGUUCAUUUGCUGUUUUCCGCUAAUCGUUGGGAAAUGAAAGAAUCGAUGCUGAAUAAACUUCUCGCUGGAAAAACUUUAAUUGUCGAUAGAUAUUCUUACUCUGGUGUGGCCUAUUCUGCUGCUAAAAAGAAAUUGUCCCUUGAUUGGUGCAAAGCUCGAAAAGGGCUCAUUAAACCAGAUUUGGUUAUUUAUCUGUCUGCCGACGCUGAAGUGAUCGCUAAAAGGCCAGGAUUUGGGGAUGAAAUUUAUGAGAAAAAAAGUUUCCAAAUAGAAGUCGCUUCUGUGUAUGAACAAUUGAAAGAUAAAGAUUGGAAAUUGAUCGAUGCCAAUCAAAGACCUGAGGAAGUUCUUGCCAUUGCCAUUGGAGAGAUUAAAAAAACCAUGGAAAAUGCUACUGAAAAGCCAAUCGCUCAACUUUGGGAGUAAUCAAACUAAUUCAUUAUAAAAAUAUUUAUUUGAGUUGAAAUGUAAGACAAUUUUUGUAACAAUCAGAAAACUUUCAAUUGAUUUGAAUUCAAUUAAAGUUUUAUUUUUGUAAACUUGCUGAUCGCAAACGAUAAAUUCUAUUCUUCUUCAUUA
Panonychus citri (citrus red mite) is the source of this 966-nucleotide messenger RNA. RefSeq lists its product as uncharacterized. Gene Ontology annotation, cellular component: mitochondrion; cytosol; nucleus. The record is from RefSeq and is a predicted model, not a curated record. Gene Ontology annotation, molecular function: dTMP kinase activity; ATP binding. Gene Ontology annotation, biological process: dTTP biosynthetic process; dUDP biosynthetic process; dTDP biosynthetic process. Lineage: Eukaryota; Metazoa; Arthropoda; Arachnida; Trombidiformes; Tetranychidae.